CCCAGCUGGAUCCAGAAGAUCAGCGACGCUCGCGCGGCCAUGGAGGAGACGGCGGAGUGGGAAUGCCGGGCCAGCGGGCGCCCCAAGCCCUCCUACAGCUGGCUGAAGGACGGCAAGCCCCUGCGGGCCCAGGGGAGAAUUCGGAUAGAGCAGGGGUCACUUACAAUCACAAAUGUGAGCUUGGCAGAUGCCGGCAUGUAUCAGUGCGUAGCAGAAAACAGACACGGUGUUAUUUUUGCCAGUGCAGAACUGAGUGUCAUAGCUGUCAGCCCAGACUUUUCCAAAACCCUCGUGAAGAAGUUAACUCUUGUUAAAGUGGGCGGUGAAGUGAUCAUAGAGUGUAAGCCAAAAGCUUCCCCCAGACCUACUUAUUCUUGGAAGAAAGGAAAAGAUAUCCUACGAGAAAAUGAAAGGAUCACGGUGCUGGAUGAUGGAAGCCUCCGAAUUGUCAACGUGACCAAGUCGGAUGCUGGGAGCUAUACCUGUAUAGCCACAAACCACUUUGGGACAGCCAGCAGCACUGGCAGUUUGCUUGUGAAAGAUCCAACGCGGGUUAUGGUGUCACCUUUCAGCAUGGAUGUCACUGUUGGCGAAAGUAUUGUCUUGCCUUGCCAGGUAUCUCACGACCACUCGCUAGAUAUUUUGUUUACCUGGUCAUUUAAUGGACACCUGAUAGACUUUGAAAAAGAUGGGGAUCACUUUGAAAGAGUCGGAGGGCAGGAUUCAGCUGGUGAUUUGAUGAUCAGAAGCAUCCAGCUGAAGCAUGCCGGGACAUACGUCUGCAUGGUGCAAACGAGUGUGGACAAGCUAUCAGCUGCUGCAGACCUCAUUGUAAGAGGUCCCCCGGGCCCACCUGAAGCUGUGACCAUCGAUGAAAUCACUGACACCACAGCGCAGCUGUCCUGGAGGCCGGGUGCAGACAACCACAGCCCCAUCACCAUGUACGUCGUGCAGGCAAGGACCCCCUUCUCCGUGGGAUGGCAAGCAGUGAGCACAGUUCCAGAGAUCAUCGAUGGGCGGACAUUCACAGCAACAGUAGUGGGUUUGAACCCUUGGGUUGAGUAUGAAUUUCGAGUAGUGGCUGCCAAUCUUAUUGGGAUCGGAGAACCAAGCAGACCAUCAGAGAAAAGAAGAACUGAAGAAGCUCUUCCUCAAGUCACCCCAGCUAACGUCAGCGGAGGUGGAGGGAGCAAGUCCGAGCUGGUCAUUACCUGGGAGACGGUGCCCGAGGAGCUGCAGAACGGCGGCGGCUUCGGCUACGUCGUGGCCUUCCGUCCCUUGGGCACGGUGAGCUGGAUGCAGACCGUGGUGGCCUCCGCCGACGCCUCGCGAUACGUGUUCCGCAACGAGAGCCUGCCGCCCUUCUCGCCCUACGAGGUGAAGGUCGGGGUGUACAACAACAAGGGCGAGGGCUCCUUCAGCCCCGUCACCGUCGUCUACUCGGCCGAGGAAGAACCAACCAGAGCUCCCGGCAGUGUUUUGGCCAGAAGCCUGUCUGCUUCAGACGUCGAAAUUUCUUGGACUUCUCCUCGAGACAAUCCACAUAAAGGAAGGAUACAGGGAUAUGAGGUUAGAUAUUGGAGAUACGAUGAGAAGGAAGAAAACGCCAAAAAAAUCAGAACUGUUGGUAAUCAAACAUCCACAAAAGUCACCAAUUUGCGCGGCAACGCGCUGUAUCACUUGGCAGUCAAGGCGUACAACACUGCCGGCACCGGCCCUGCCAGCGCCACGGUCAAUGUCACAACAAGAAAACCACCACCAAGUCAGCCCCCCGGAAACAUCAUAUGGAAUUCGUCUGACUCCAAGAUUAUACUGAACUGGGAUCAAGUGAAAGCCCUGGAUAACGAAUCGGAGGUGAAGGGCUACAAGGUCCUGUACAGAUGGAACAGGCAGAGCAGCACCUCCGUAAUCGAAACCAACAGGACGUCGGUGGAGCUCUCGCUGCCCGUGGACGAGGACUACAUCAUCGAGAUCAAGCCGUUCAGCGACGGCGGCGACGGCAGCAGCAGCGAGCAGAUCCGCAUUCCAAGGAUGUCCAACGCCUACGCGAGGGGAGCCGGCUCGUCCACGUCCAACGCCUGCACCUUGUCGGCCAUCAGCACAAUAAUGAUAUCGCUCACAGCCCGCUCCAGUUUAUGACAAAAAUUACAUCGAGGACUCCUUGUUUAUAAUAUAAGCAACAUUUAGCUAGCUGUUUUGAAGACACCCAGUACUAAGUAAUAUUGUGGUCUGAGUACAUCUUACUACUGGAAAAA
Tinamus guttatus (white-throated tinamou) is the source of this 2255-nucleotide messenger RNA. NCBI's taxonomy places the organism in Eukaryota, Metazoa, Chordata, Aves, Tinamiformes, Tinamidae. The record is from RefSeq and is a predicted model, not a curated record.